GGAAGGAAAAUCUGUCAUUCCCCUCAAUCCUUGGGAAUUUCCAACAAAACGUUCUUUCCGGAAUUAUUUCCUUCGUGAGUGAACAGGACCCUUUCUCCUAAAUACCUACCUCUCUUCGUAGACCUCUGUUUCCAACAGAUGUGACAAAUGUCCUCGUCCUCCCGCCGCCGCAAAUAUCACCGUCCUUCGCGGCCGGAGUGGAGGGACUGGUAGGCGCUGCCUUCCGACAUCAUGUACAUCAUCCUCAGACAGCUCCCGCAGCCCGACAUCCUCCGCGGAGCCGGUCUCGCUUGCUCGUCGUGGCGGCAGGUAGCCACCGACGAGCCCCUGCUGUGGCGCCACAUCGACCUCGCCGCCGCCAACGAAGACGCUCCUCCUGCGUGGCCGUGGGCGGCGAUGGGGUGGCUGCCGAUGGCUUGCGCCGCCGUGGACCGCAGCGCCAGCCGGUGCGAGUCCUUCCGCGGCCGCGUCGACUUCGAUUUCCUCCUCUACCUCGCCGACAAAGCGCCGUCGCUGAGGAGCCUCGAAAUUACGUCCUGGUUCUCGACGAUGGACUGGUUCACUACGGAUCAGCAACAGUUCGUCGAUGGGGUGAUCAAGAAGCUCCCGCUGCUGGAGAAGUUCGUGGUCUCGAGCGGCCGGUUCUACGGGCCCGUCUGCAGGCUCUCGUCGACCACUGCCCGCGGCUCCGGACGCUCGACGUCGGCGGCUGCGGGAUGACUUGCUGCCCGAUCGGCAAAAGACGCGGCGAGAGGUGGCUGCGCACGAUCAAAGAGCUCUGGCUUCCCAAGUUUGAAGCCUCCAAACUUGAUCAGGAAUUUGCAGACAAAUAUGAUUGUUGCCGCCAUUGCACUUUUGCGCGUCUUCAUCGUGCACGUCUAUCUGAAUCAUGAUGCUACUUCCCUGUUUCAAUUUUGCCUAGAAAGCUUAAGAUCUCGUCUACCAAUACUGUCAAUUUUUUUUUUGAAUGUUUGCUCACAUUUGUUGGAAAUGGAUUCAUGAUUUCUUGGAACUUCUCUCCAUUCUUUUGGAAGCUGCCCAAGAUUUGUUGAAAGUUUGUGCCGCAAUUUCUGAAGUUCAUCAGAAAGAAAUUCAGAAACAGUGAUCAGGCGAUUACAGAUGGCACAAAUGGCCGUCAAUUUCUAGCGAUAGAGACAACCAGAGAGAAAUGAGGAACAUAAUGACAUGUCCUGUUUGUGAAAACGAUGGACAGAUACAGAUCGCCGUAGGUCGGGUCCUGCACCUCAA
This is a messenger RNA of Brachypodium distachyon (stiff brome), 1248 nucleotides long. RefSeq lists its product as uncharacterized. Gene Ontology annotation, molecular function: protein binding. Lineage: Eukaryota; Viridiplantae; Streptophyta; Magnoliopsida; Poales; Poaceae. Bases 232 to 720 code for a protein of 162 amino acids. The record is from RefSeq and is a predicted model, not a curated record. The transcript is spliced from 2 exons.